GACAUUAACAACGUGACAUUAAAGCCAGAUGUGUGUUGCGCAACAUAACCUCUGAGCACAAAACUCCAAGGUCCAACGAAAGCUGGUGAUCUGUCCCAACCAGGCGCAGUCCUUUCUGACCAGAUCUGCAGAUUAGUGGCUGAGCAUCAUCAUCAAAGAUGGGAGAUUGGGGAUUUCUGUCAACGCUGCUGGAAAAAGUCCAGUCACACUCCACUGUGAUUGGUAAGAUCUGGAUGAGCGUCCUCUUCCUGUUCAGAAUCAUGGUUUUGGGUGCAGGUGCUGAAAGCGUGUGGGGGGAUGAGCAGUCAGAUUUCAUCUGUAACACUCAGCAACCUGGUUGCGAGAAUGUCUGCUAUGACUGGACAUUCCCCAUUUCGCACAUUCGCUUCUGGGUGCUCCAGAUCAUCUUUGUGGCCACGCCAACUCUGAUCUAUCUGGGCCACGCCAUGCAUGUCAUCCACAAAGAGAAAAAGCUGAGGGAGUUGAUCUCCAGCCCUGGUGGGACCCAGUACAAAAGGCCCAAGUACACAGAUGAAAAGGGGAAGGUGCACAUCAAGGGGAAUCUGCUGGGGAGCUAUCUAACCCAGCUUGCAUUCAAGAUCGUCAUUGAGGCCGGCUUCAUCGUGGGUCAGUACUACUUGUAUGGCUUCGUCAUGGUCCCCAUGUUCCCCUGCUCUAAGAAGCCCUGCCCCUUCACUGUGGAGUGCUACAUGUCUCGACCCACAGAGAAAACCAUCUUCAUUAUCUUCAUGCUGGUGGUGGCCUGCGUUUCUCUGGUUCUAAACGUCGUUGAGAUGUUCUACCUGAUUUGUACCAGGGUCAGGUGCAGGUCCCGAGCUCGCACUCAGAUUACCUCAGCAAAAAACCCUGCCGGCCUCUCAGAUCCGAGGUGGCCAACUACAGAUGACAUCCUCAAGCAGAACAGGAUGAACACAGACCUCGAGGCCAGCCACAGUAUCGGGGGAAGCUUAGAUGGGGCCAAAGAUGAAAAACGACCACUGAGUGGACAUUAAAAACCACAUCUGUGACAAUGAAAAUGUGUCAUCUUACUUCAUGGUUUUUUUGUUCAGAUACAUCCAAGGAACUAAAAUGACAACAUAAUGGCAAAUAAUGUGUUAAUAUAUGCUUAGAAAAGUCUUCAGAGUAUACAUUGUUAUAUUUUUACUUCUAUUCUUCUUCUAUUUGCUUCUAUUCUAUAGUACGUGCUUGAAAAUCCUCUAAUAAAAAGUGCAAUACUGACAUAUUUAUCUUAUACAAACAAACAUUUGCUGCCAGUAGUAUACUGUAAAAUCAUGAAGCACAGCAAUUUACUGUAAAGUAGAUUAGAAGGAAAACUACUGGCACGCCUGCCACCAGUCUGUAUCCCCAGUCACUGAACCUGCCCUUUAAGUUAUUGUCUUUAUUUUCUGUGCCUUGAUUUACCUGCUGAAAGAUGAUGAUGAUGAUGAUGCUGUGUGUUAUAUGUUCAUAACCUUUUUGUAUACAUAUUUGUUUUGAAUAAAUGAUUUGAACUUGAA
Messenger RNA from Archocentrus centrarchus (flier cichlid), 1517 nucleotides. It is a transcript of the gene gja13.1, whose product is annotated as gap junction protein alpha 13.1. The record is from RefSeq and is a predicted model, not a curated record. Gene Ontology annotation, molecular function: gap junction channel activity. The coding region runs from base 159 to 1013 and encodes 284 amino acids. Gene Ontology annotation, cellular component: connexin complex. The transcript has 2 exons. NCBI's taxonomy places the organism in Eukaryota, Metazoa, Chordata, Actinopteri, Cichliformes, Cichlidae. Gene Ontology annotation, biological process: cell-cell signaling.